Messenger RNA from Fusarium falciforme, 1215 nucleotides. RefSeq lists its product as hypothetical. Bases 1 to 1215 code for a protein of 404 amino acids. The transcript has 3 exons. NCBI's taxonomy places the organism in Eukaryota, Fungi, Ascomycota, Sordariomycetes, Hypocreales, Nectriaceae. The record is from RefSeq and is a predicted model, not a curated record.
AUGACCGAUGAAGCUCCCAAGAUCCCCAACACCCCUACCACGUUCCUCCUUUUGCCCACCGAGAUCCGCGAGCAAAUUAUAACGGAGGCCACACAACACUCUCCUCGGGGUCACCUUGCCGCUGUUUCCAAGGAAUGGCAACCUCUCAUCGAGAAGAACACGUUUGAGUCUCUCGUCGUCAGCAUAGAACAGCUAUCCUUCCUUGAUUACAUCAAGCUUUCACAGUACAAAUGUAGAUACUGCCUGGGUGAGGAUGAAUGGAGCCACCAUUCUCGGAGCAACCGGAUCUUUUCCAGGUCUUUGAUGGGCCUCUUUCGCCGGUUGAGGAGGUGGGCAGAGGGCAACCUGACACUAGAGAUCAACGCAUACUCGCCGAGCGAUUCGCAACACUUUUUCAAGGGCUACUACGUUGGAGAUCCAGCUGAGGACGAAGCUUUCGGCGAUCCUCGUACAUUCGACGACGAAAGACACGGCUUCUCGCCCAACGGCCAAGAGGCUCCGCAGGAAAGGGAUAUGAGAGAAGUAUAUGACAUGAUGGGGGAAUUCGUGCCGUUUCUUGAUCAAGUAAGAGGCGUCAAAAGAUUGCUCAUUCGUCGACAAUGCCGCCGCCAAUUCACCACUGGUCUUUUGUCUCUGCUCUUUGCCGCGUUGCCUGCACUCGAACACAUCCAUUACGAGCCCUGGAGGAUGAUUGAUAAGGGGUUCCAAGAUAGCCAAUGGUAUCCAGCUUUCAGCACCGUCAUCUCUGGGCAUCUCCCACGAAAUCUCAAGGCCCUAACACUUUUCGAGGACUUCAACCAAGACUUUUUUCCAGGGUCAGUUGUUCCAGGGAGAAUACCAAACGCACAAACUGCCCAAGCGCUUGUGGCCGCGAGCCUAGAGCUUGAACAUGUGUCGGCUUCUUUCAUGGUUGAUGCCCAAGACUUCUUCAAUGCCAACCAAGCUUGUCGUCAUCAAACCAGGUGGAAAAAUCUGGAGUUCCUUGCGCUGACAGGACGGUUAGUCGACCCAGCAGGCAAGGACCUGGGACUCACCAAUCUCUUGUAUCCGGCGGGGAGAUUUGCGCUUGGGGCACCUCGGCUACGCACCAUGAUUCUAUGGUACGGGUACAAGAACCAGGCUUGCGCCUUCAUCUACAAAAGGGACGACACCUCAAUCACUUGGCACGGAACCCGAGAGUUCGACUUAAAUAAACGACGUAUCAUCCAGAUAUAG